Messenger RNA from Phytophthora sojae, 409 nucleotides. RefSeq lists its product as hypothetical. The record is from RefSeq and is a predicted model, not a curated record. Bases 34 to 324 code for a protein of 96 amino acids. NCBI's taxonomy places the organism in Eukaryota, Oomycota, Peronosporomycetes, Peronosporales, Peronosporaceae. The transcript has a single exon.
CCCCAAAGCCACACUCCAAGUCCCCAAGCCGCCAUGAAGUUCUCGACCGUGUUCACCUCCGCCCUCAUUGCUGCCGUCUGCCUGUUCCAGUCGAUGGCCGCCGAGGAGCAGGCCUCCGUCCACCUCCGCGUGCACAACGUCGAGCAGGACAACAACGGCGCGAUCUGCUACAAGGCCUGCCCCUCGGGCCAGUACUGCCCGCGCGGUGAGACCGCCUGCCGUGCCCCCACGAACGGCCAGUGCUUCAACCCGGCCACGAGCCUCUUCAUCAACGGCUGCGACUCCGGCUUCAAGUGCAGCGAGGGCAAGUGCGUCUACGCCUAAGCGAGAUCAAGCCAAGCCACGCAAGCCUGCAAGGCUUCCAGACUGUGCACUAGUCUCCUCAAUAUAAUGCCAUUUUUCAUCAUCU